UCACGGGUUCGCUUAUGAUUGUUAGUCAUGGGGAAGAAGUGUUCGCAGUAGUUCUACAGUUAGCAGGUUUGAUGUGUAAUUAAUGGUCAAAUAAGACAUGGCCAACAUCGCGAAGAAAGUGUCAUGGUCUGGCCGAGGCGAUGAUCGCGGAGAGAGAACGCCACUGCUGAACGGAGACGAGGAGGUGAAAUACAACAGACAGUUAUCCGGGGGAGGUAUAUUUCAUAUAGGCAGGCUGAGCACUGUGGACCUUGAGGAGGAAAUCACACCCGAAGAGGACAUUGUGAGAAGUCGACCAAAAGAAAUCCCUCACAACGAAAAGCUGCUGUCUCUCAAAUUUGAGAGUCUUGAUUAUGAUAACAGCGAAAAUCAGUUGUUUCUGGAGGAAGAGAGGCGGAUGAGUCACAUGGGUUUCAGAUGUCUGGAGAUCAGGAGAUGGGUGAUCUGUGGUCUGAUUGGGUUUCUCACUGGUCUCAUCGCAUGCAUGAUAGACAUUGCUGUGGAGAAAUUAGCUGGUUAUAAGUACUUUGCAGUCAAACUGAACAUUGAGAAAUACACAGAGCUUGGUGGCCUGUCCAUCUCUCUCAUACUGUGGGCAGUGCUGAACUCUGCUUUCGUGAUGUUUGGCGCUAUCGCUGUUGCUUUUGUAGAGCCCAUUGCCGCAGGAAGUGGAAUCCCUCAAAUAAAAUGUUUCCUGAAUGGAGUGAAAAUCCCUCGUGUUGUUCGAUUAAAGACUCUGGUGAUAAAGGUCUUUGGUGUGAUCUGCUCAGUUGCUGGAGGUCUCGCUGUUGGAAAGGAAGGACCCAUGAUUCACUCGGGAGCAGUGGUGGCUGCAGGAGUAUCUCAAGGAAGAAGCACUUCACUGAAAAAAGAUUUUAAGAUAUUUGAGUAUUUCCGCAGGGACACAGAGAAAAGAGACUUUGUCUCGGCAGGAGCAGCGGCUGGAGUCUCUGCUGCCUUUGGAGCCCCUGUUGGUGGGGUUCUGUUCAGUUUAGAGGAAGGCGCGUCUUUCUGGAACCAGAUGUUGACAUGGAGAAUUUUCUUUGCUUCAAUGGUCUCCACCUUCACACUGAAUUUUUUCCUGAGUAUUUACCAUGGGAAGCCUGGAGAACUGUCCAGCCCCGGUCUCAUUAACUUUGGCCGCUUUGACAGUGAUAUUGUACAGUAUAAUUUAUAUGAAAUUCCUCUCUUCAUUAUCAUGGGAGCUUUAGGAGGGGUGCUUGGAGCAUUGUUCAAUAUCAUCAAUUAUUGGCUAACAAUUUUCAGAAUAAGGUACAUCCACCGGCCGUGCCUGCAGGUGAUGGAGGCUAUGCUGGUUGCCGCGGUGACCGCUACUGUUUCCUUUGCUAUGAUCUAUUUCUCCAAUGACUGCCAGCCACUGGGACAGGACAACACUGAGGAAUAUCCCUUACAGCUCUUCUGUGCUGAUGGUGAAUAUAAUUCCAUGGCCACCGCCUUCUUCAACACCCCUGAGCGGAGUGUGAGGAGUCUGUUCCACAAUCCUCCAGGAACUUACAACCCUGUGACUUUGGGGGUCUUCACUCUGGCAUAUUUCUUCCUGGCUGUCUGGACGUAUGGUCUGACCGUGUCAGCAGGAGUGUUCAUCCCGUCUCUGCUCAUUGGAGCAGCCUGGGGCCGACUAUUUGGGAUCCUUCUGUCUUUCAUUGCUUCCAGCCAAUCAAUUUGGGCGGAUCCUGGGAAAUAUGCUCUAAUAGGUGCUGCGGCCCAGCUUGGUGGCAUUGUCAGAAUGACACUCAGUCUCACCGUAAUCCUGGUAGAAGCCACCGGGAACGUGACCUAUGGCUUUCCCAUCAUGCUUGUGCUGAUGACUGCCAAGAUUGUGGGGGAUUACUUUAUAGAGGGCCUGUAUGACAUCCAUAUUAAGCUGCAGAGUGUUCCUUUCCUCCACUGGGAUGCUCCUCCUACUUCUCAUUGGCUGACAGCCAGAGAGGUCAUGAGCUCUCCGGUCACCUGCCUCAACAGAGUGGAGAAAGUGGGGAGAAUUGUGGAUGUUCUUAGCAACACAUCCACCAUUCACAACGGCUUCCCAGUGGUCGCCCAUACUAGUGAGAACGAUGAGCCAGGAAUAAUCUGUGGACUUAUUCUUCGCUCCCAGCUCAUUGUUCUUCUCAAACAUAAGGUGUUUGUGGAAAGGGCGUCUUCACGUCUCAGCCAAAGGAAGCUACAGCUGAAGGACUUCAGAGAUGCAUAUCCACGUUUCCCCCCCAUCCAGUCCAUCCACGUCUCUCAGGAUGAGAGGGAGUGCAUGAUGGACCUCACUGAGUUCAUGAACCCGACCCCAUACACUGUGCCUCAGGAGACUUCACUCCCCCGUGUGUUUAAAUUGUUCCGGGCGCUAGGACUGAGACAUCUGGUGGUGGUUGAUAAUGAGAACAGGGUUGUGGGACUGGUAACCAGGAAGGAUCUUGCCCGCUACCACGUGGGUAAAGAUGGUCUGGAGGAGCUUCACCUGGCUCAGACAUGAUUGGUCAUCAUGUUCACCCUGGACCCUGCCUUCAGAGCACCAGCUUUGGACCUUAAAAACUCAGGGGCUGGUCAGAGUCUUUCUCAUGUCAAAGAUGCCAAACACAAACCUGCAACAUGCACAAUUUGUCUGACGUUCAGUAUUUUAAGGGCUUGAUUAUUGGCUUGAUUAUUUGAAAAAUGCAUUUUUGCUCCUUUAUCACACAGUUAUGCAUUUAUUUUUUCUGUAGAAAUACAGCGGAUGAGCACAUUAUGUUAGUUUUGCACUAUGUGACUGUUUAUUUAUUACAAUUAUAUUUUAGAGUAGAUGAGCUUUAAGUAGCAUUUGUAGCAUUAAGGAACCUAUUGGUGAUGUGCACUUAAUACAGACUACUACAUAUUGUAUUGUUACAGACAUGCAAAUAUGGUUCAUUACAUUCUUGUUUACCUAGUGCUGUUUAGGAUUUUUAAACGUUUCCGUCUUGAUUUAUAAAUUUAAUUGGUAUUAAAUCUGUUAGGGUAGAUCAGGUCCUGAAAUUAAAUGCAUAAAUCCUAGUUUUCACAUGCCUCUUGGCAUUGGCAAGUUUUGGUACGAGUUUAAAACUAGCUAGUGGUUUUAUGCAGUACAUUUUCUGAGGGUAGUUUGUCUACACACAAUGUGAAUUUUCUGCCUCGAGCUGCAUUUGUUUUCUGUGAAAAUCUAUACAUUAAAAUGAACAUAUAAAUCCCAGUAUUGAGCAGUGAAAGAUAAUUAUGCUAAAAUAAUUGCCAAACGUUCUUUAACUGAACAUCAGAUGAAGUGUAUAAACGUGACAUCUUGUUUUGUUUGUGUGCUAAAAAGUUUGACUUGUAGGCUCACCGCUUCGUUUAAAGCCAACUUUUUUUGUUUUUAUUGAUCGAUGACUUUCUCUCUGAUUAUCUCUAAUUUUAAUAUAGUUUUUGAUUUGGAUUAAAAAAAGAAAAAAACUUUGUGAACUAAUAAAGCUAUGAAUCAACAAUUCAUGAAUCUUUAGUAACUCUCUCAGAUAAUCAUAGUUGAUUUGGAUAAACAUCUGUGUAGUGCAAGACGGGUCAAUAUUUUUAGUCCAACCAUGUAUUUCUUGAAUGUGUAUAUCUAUAAGUUAAUUGUCAGCCUUUUUGAGUCUACCAUUAUAAAGAUGGCUUUAAAGCUAAUAAAUGUGGAUUAAAAUACCACCAUUUUGUUUCAGUAGAUGAACUUAUGAGCAGUCUGAGACUUUGGCUACAUAUAAAUGUUUUCACUUAUUGUAGAUAUCAGUGAUUCUGGGAAACGUGCAUUAUGUGUGACUGACAAUCUACUAAGUGC
This is a messenger RNA of Sinocyclocheilus anshuiensis, 3787 nucleotides long. RefSeq names its product H(+)/Cl(-) exchange transporter 7-like. The record is from RefSeq and is a predicted model, not a curated record. The transcript is spliced from 25 exons. Lineage: Eukaryota; Metazoa; Chordata; Actinopteri; Cypriniformes; Cyprinidae. Gene Ontology annotation, molecular function: chloride:proton antiporter activity. Gene Ontology annotation, cellular component: lysosomal membrane; intracellular membrane-bounded organelle. Gene Ontology annotation, biological process: chloride transport; transmembrane transport. Bases 98 to 2485 code for a protein of 795 amino acids.